AUGCUGGGCCAGUCAAACUACCUGGCUAUUGUUGGUGGAGGAAGAAAUCCCAAAUUUCCUCAAAACAAGUUGGUGAUUUGGGACGAUGCGAAACAAAAAGCAGUCAUAACACUCGAGUUCCGUACGUCCGUCCUAGGUGUCCGUUUGUCGAAAUCGCGAAUCGUUGUCGCUUUAUUGAAUAGUAUACACAUUUUCGCGUUUUCCAAUCCUCCACAGAAGCUCUCAGUCUUCGAAACCACCGACAAUCCCAUUGGUCUGGCAUGCCUAGGGCAGAAGUUACUCGCUUUUCCAGGAAGAUCUCCAGGGCAGGUGCAGAUCGUCGAGCUGGAAACGGGAAAUGUCAGCAUCAUACCUGCUCAUAGUACUCCGCUGCGUGCCAUGGCAUUAAGUCCCGACGGUGAAGUGCUGGCAACAGCGAGUGAAGCGGGCACAUUGAUACGAGUGUUUUCUACGAGCAAUUGCACAAAGAUGGCUGAACUGCGACGAGGAGUUGACCAUGCGGUGAUCUUCUCACUUGCGAUUUCACCUUCGAACAAUAUAUUAGCUGUCACGUCGGAUAAGUCUACUCUCCAUUUGUUCGAUAUCCCCCAUCCACGAGGUCAGUCCCGCCGAAGCCAGUCACCUUCCUCGCUGUCGGAGGAAGUGACAAACCACAAAUGGGGAAUCUUAGGCAAAAUUCCCUUGCUCCCGCGAGUAUUCUCUGACAGAGGGUUGGAAACGAUAUCUUGGGGCCGGCUGAGGCCGCUCCUUUCUCCUUGCAUUGACAUCAUGGGUUGA
This is a messenger RNA of Aspergillus fumigatus Af293, 777 nucleotides long. Its product is annotated as phosphatidylinositol-3,5-bisphosphate binding protein HSV2. The record is from RefSeq and is a predicted model, not a curated record. Lineage: Eukaryota; Fungi; Ascomycota; Eurotiomycetes; Eurotiales; Aspergillaceae. Gene Ontology annotation, cellular component: extrinsic component of membrane; phagophore assembly site membrane; cytosol. The transcript has 4 exons. Gene Ontology annotation, molecular function: phosphatidylinositol-3-phosphate binding; phosphatidylinositol-3,5-bisphosphate binding; protein binding. Bases 1 to 777 code for a protein of 258 amino acids. Gene Ontology annotation, biological process: protein localization to phagophore assembly site; autophagy of mitochondrion; protein lipidation.